AUGCCUGCACCCCAUGACACUCCUUAUGCACCUGAGCUACAAUACCUCCUCGAACAAGACAGGUUGCGUGUCGUAGCCAGCUUUAACUCGAGCGUAGUAGAGCCGUGGCUGGUAGAGAAGAUGCUUGCCCAGUUCGAUCAUGCCAUGCAGCAGCUGACUGCCGCUGACAAGGACACCGCCGUGGGACAUGUCAAUCUGCUGACUCCGGUCGACUCCAAACAGCUUUGGGAGUGGAAUCACGAGGUUCCAGUACCGGUAGAGCGCUGCAUUCACGGCGUCUUUGCCGACCCGGCGCGCACCCGCCCAGAAGCGUUAGCCAUCUAUGCCUGGGACGGAGAGCUUACAUAUGGCGAGCUGGAUUCUCUGUCUAAUCGACUGGCUCACUACCUGGUUGAUCAAGGUGUUAUUCCUGAAAUGGUCGUCCCGCUAUACUUUGAGAAAUCCAUGUGGACUACUGUCGCGAUACUAGCAGUCCUCAAGGCUGGCGGCGCCUUUUUGCUGCUCGACCCGCUUCUGCGCGCUGUCCGUCUGGCAAUGCUCUGCUCCAAGGUCCAUGCCACGGUUGCAGUCGCCUCGCGGUCCUGCCACACUGCACUCCACGCCCUGCAGGUUGUUUCGACUGCUCUUGUGCUGAACAGUGAAUCUGUGGUCCAACUUCCUCUUUCUACUUGCCCUCCACAUGUUGCAGUACAUCCUCAUCACACAGUCUAUGUAGUCUUCACUUCAGGUAGCACUGGUGAGCCCAAAGCCUGCAGGAUGGAACACAGGUCCUCCUGCUCGACCGUCGUCACUCAUGUGCCUGCAUUGGGAAUCAAUCGCAAUACCCGAACACUCCAAUUCACAGCCUACAGCUUUGCUGGAUCUCUUGCUGAGACAUUAUUGGCUUUAGUUACCGGAGGUUGUGUUUGCGUUCCCUCAGAACAACAACGUCGGGAAGGUUUUGCGCAAGCAAUUGUGAAGCUGAGUGCCAACUGGUCAUUCAUGACUUCUACAAUCCUCAGCACCAUCAACAUAGCUUCCGUUCCAACUCUUCGAACCAUUUGUACAGCGCAGGAGCUGGCAGCGUUGCGAACUGUAGGUCAGGGAAAGAGGCAAGCGCCACGUACAAAGGGCGAGAAGCAGCUACAAAAUCUUUGGGCUGAGGUGCUUGAUCUUCCAUCUCACAGUAUCGGGCGCGAUGACGGCUUUUUUCAGCUCGGCGGCGACUCCAUGGUAGCAAUGCGCCUGGUCGGCGCAGCUGGGCGGGAUGGUGCCGGCUUGACGAUGGCUCAUGUUUUCAAUAACCCGAAAUUGAGUGAUCUUGCUGUAUCUUGGGCUAAUGAAGACUCUGCCAUGCUGCUGGAUACCGUUCACCCGGAAACCCUCUCGGAUAUGCUUCCUCUUACAAGCUUCCAGAACGACUGGGUUUCGACCAUCACGGCUCAAAGUCCUGCCCACACAGUGCACUACUCUUGGCUUGAGCUCAGUCAUCAAGUCACUUCCGCCGAUGUUACUCGCACGUGUAAGGCCUUGUUGGAUCGUUACCCGAUCAUGCGCUUGGUCUUCUUGUAUCUUCAACAAGAGUGGUGGCAAGUCGUUCUGCGACCGAACGAUUUCGACACGCCCUUCCAGACUGUUAGACUUGAAGCGGAAUUCAAGGCGGUUUGCGAACGUGACACAGAAACACUGAAGCAGGACCAGUGCCCGACAUGUUUCAUUCUCGACCAGCAUGAGUCAGACAGACGUUGA
Molecule: messenger RNA, 1728 nt
Organism: Bipolaris maydis ATCC 48331
Lineage: Eukaryota; Fungi; Ascomycota; Dothideomycetes; Pleosporales; Pleosporaceae
Biological process (GO): secondary metabolite biosynthetic process; amino acid activation for nonribosomal peptide biosynthetic process
Cellular component (GO): cytoplasm
Molecular function (GO): phosphopantetheine binding
Source: RefSeq, a predicted model, not a curated record